AAUGGAGCGUAUCAACGCACAUCGCGAGGCAUAUACGGGAGCCAUCUCGCCCUGUCCUGUCUGGGCGUCUUCCUGACCACAGGACCACUGUGCCAUCAAUCGAACAUAUCCCAUCAGACAGUACAGCAUCUGCCACAAAUCCGCCUUCAUCACCGACGACAGCAACCUAAGUUGCCUUCGAUGUCUUCCGAUGCGAACGCGGCUCCGCUUUCUAUGACGCCGCCUCACGCACCGGCAGCUCACGACAAGCCGAGAACCGCCAGUCAUCGUCGUGGGAGCGGAAAAGACCUUCGACGCGCGGGAUGAUGCCACAGCGACACGAUCUCCAAACCUGUACAACCCCUGUUCCGGCCCCCCCACCAACAAUCGACCAAGCAGUCAGCACAUCGAAACCGGGGUCCCGCACCUGCGACUUCGACUUCAGCGAGCCAGCACUCGCACUGCACGAUCAGAUGGAGCGCGCCCGCCCCGGACACCCACCACCGCGGCUUACGAGCCGGAAGCCACGACGUCCUGGGAAUGGCGCAACAAGCCGUACUCUCCCUCUCCGCCGGCAUCCCUUCCUCGUCUCCGCGGUAUUGGGCUCGGAUGCGCGCCCUGUCCGACGGGAAACCGUGGUGAUCCGGUGGGAACUCCCCUCCAACACGGACGUUGCGGUACGCUCGGGAGCUCGAAAGCGUACCACCCUCCAUCUCCACCCGAGUCAUAACAACCUUCAGCACCCUCUUCUUCCUCCUCGGCCUCCCCGCCUCGCAAACGCUCAUUCGCUGGAGAUUUAUGCAUCCGCACACCUACGCCCUAGCCCUAGCGCUCCCCAGCGGGCGGGGCCUACGAAACCCUCCUCAACCUCCACACCCCCACCACACCUUCAACCGCGCAAACCCUCUUCUGCACGCUGCUGCACGAAAUGCCGCACCGCCUAAUUUCCGGGACGGGACGGAUAUCGUGCCGCGUGCGGGAUUAGAUCUGUGUUGGAGGUUGUCCGGCGAGAAUUUGGGAGGAGCGACGGGGCCAUGGACGGGCGUGGCAGGUGUUGAUGAAGGUUACCGGAAGCCAGCUGGAGAAGUCGUUGGGCGUGAGGGGAAGGUUGGGAAGGGAGCAGUGUUGUGUGGUCGAGCUUAGGAGUCGGAGUGGGAGAGGUCCGUGGGCGGAGGCGGA
Messenger RNA from Baudoinia panamericana UAMH 10762, 1158 nucleotides. RefSeq lists its product as uncharacterized. The transcript has a single exon. NCBI's taxonomy places the organism in Eukaryota, Fungi, Ascomycota, Dothideomycetes, Mycosphaerellales, Teratosphaeriaceae. The record is from RefSeq and is a predicted model, not a curated record. Bases 303 to 923 code for a protein of 206 amino acids.